AUGGAGAACCACAACUACCCCGAGAAUAAACAAACCCUCACCCUCCCAUCGGGCCGCAUAUUAGCAUGGACCAUCCACGGCGGGCCCCUGAGGAACACUACUACAACUGAUCUAGACGCCAAACCGCCCGCGAUAAUCUUCUACUUCCACGGCUUCCCAGGCUGUUCCCUCGAAGCCAAUUUCCUCAGCACCUCGCUCCUCCAGCGGCACAAUGCGAGGUGCAUCGCCAUCGACCGACCAGGCAUGGAUCAGUCAACGCACCACCCAGAGCGUCGUCUCCUAGACUGGCCAGCCGACGUACUCGCGAUAGCAGAUUAUCUUGACAUUCCUCAAUUCUCCAUUCUCGGCACCUCAGGAGGGGGGCCAUACGCCCUCGCCUGUGCGUACGCCAUCCCGCGCGUCGACAGCAGCUCGCCCGACGUCACUGCGCAGGGCCGGGGCCGGUUGCGCGGCGUGGCGCUCGUGUGCGCAAUGUACCCGACCAGUCUUGGUGUGAAGGGGAUGCUUACAGAGUUGAAAAUCGUGCUCGCUGUUGGACGGUGGGUGCCGCGAUUCAUUACGGCGGCUUUCCUAGACCGGUUCAUUGGGCGGCAAGCGAGAGAUAAAGAUCCCACUGUGCUUGAGAAGAAGAUGGAUAGGGCCAUGGCAAGACGGCAUGGGGCGGAGCGUGAGGCGUGGGAGGAUGCAAGGGUUAGGGCUACGGCGGUGGGGUCGCUACGCGGCGCCUUUCGGCAGGGUGGUAUGCCUGUCGCCACGGAGUUGAGUCUGCUGAGUAGUAGUGAUUGGGGGUUUCGGGUGGAGGAUAUAGAUGGGAAUGGGCUGAGGCUUUGGCACGGGAUGUUGGAUCAGAAUGCGCCAUUUGAAAUGGCGGAGAAGGCAGCGAAGUUGAUGCCUGGUGCGAAGACGCACUUUUUUGAGCAGGCCGGCCAUUUGAGUAUGGCAGCUGGGCAUAUUGAUGCCAUUGUGGCGGACCUUGUUGGGGGGUAG
Messenger RNA from Penicillium lagena, 987 nucleotides. Its product is annotated as alpha/beta fold hydrolase. NCBI's taxonomy places the organism in Eukaryota, Fungi, Ascomycota, Eurotiomycetes, Eurotiales, Aspergillaceae. The transcript has a single exon. The record is from RefSeq and is a predicted model, not a curated record. Bases 1 to 987 code for a protein of 328 amino acids.